Oncorhynchus tshawytscha (Chinook salmon) is the source of this 1579-nucleotide messenger RNA. Its product is annotated as B- and T-lymphocyte attenuator. Gene Ontology annotation, molecular function: signaling receptor activity. Gene Ontology annotation, cellular component: plasma membrane. Gene Ontology annotation, biological process: immune response-regulating cell surface receptor signaling pathway. The record is from RefSeq and is a predicted model, not a curated record. Bases 124 to 1068 code for a protein of 314 amino acids. Lineage: Eukaryota; Metazoa; Chordata; Actinopteri; Salmoniformes; Salmonidae. The transcript has 6 exons.
AGAGAUCGACAGUACAUAUCAUCAGUGUCACUUCAUGUGCGUAUACACAGAGGGUCUGCUCUAACUGAGUGACACGGACGUUACCUGUUUUGAGAGCUCAUAAGACAUUGCAUUUUUGCUCUGAUGUACCGUCCGCAUUCUGACCACAUCCUGCUGGUCCUAUACCACCUGUUUCUGAUCUGUGUCCAUGGCAACGCUCAAGAACAAGGCCCUACAUGUGAGGUGCGAGUGAAAAGAAACACCAUUUGGAAUGCUGUCCCUCAGAAAGCCCUAACAAUCAACUGCCCUGUGAGACACUGUGGAGAAAAGCUACACGCCACCUGGUGUAAAUUUGUGGAUCUACUAAACUGCGAACAGAUACAUGAGACAGAGCAAGUCACAUUUGGAUGGAGGCAAAAAGAUAUUCUGAUUUUGGAUUUUAAAAAGAUAUCUAUCAAUGACGAUGGUUUGUACAGAUGUGAAGUUGCUGAAAAUGGGUCAACAACUGUUAGCCAUGCUAUCAAAGUCUCUGUCUCAGAUAGCAACCUGGAGAUUACAAGCACAGCAGACCACAACACAAAUGACUCAACGGAUGCAAAGCGUGAUAGGAAUGAUCCAAGCUUCAUGCCUUAUGUUUACAUCUGUGUGGGAAUAGUAGUCCUGGUGGUCAUUGUGACAGCAUUUUCUUUCUUCUGUCUACAUACAUAUAAAGGACCAAGCAGGUCAACCGAAAAUAGAACAAAGAAGCAGGAGAUGUCCACACUGGCAGCACCAUGUCCAGACCUCUCCUUCAACCCCGAGGGAACCUUUCCAUCAUCACCAUCCACCCCAAUCCCCGUACAGCCUGCCAAUCUCUAUGACAACGGUCUCUACUGUAACCGCAUCAAUGGGGAAAAUGGAGCUCUACCAUCCUCCAACAACAGAGCAGGAGGUCAAGUGUCAAGCCACCUUGUGUAUGCUUCCCUGAACCACGAGACCACCAGGGGGUCCCUGAGAUCAUCCCAUAUUCCGACCCCGCAGGAUACGUUCUCUGAGUACGCAGCCAUCCGGGUCUACUCAGCUCUGAGAGAGACCUCAGCCAGACCCUAACAGUAUAGUGCUGUAAGUUGUGUUCUUUGAUGGUUGUUUUCACACAGAGGAAGAGGAAAGCUGAACAUUUUUGACAUUUGACUCAUCGGGGGAUCUGUUUUCAUAUUAUAUUUUUUGGGGGCACUUUAUAUAAUUGUCACGCACUCAAUGACACACACUUCCUGGUGUAAUUGCAACGGUGAGCAAUGUGUUAACCGCAGUGCAGCAGUGUUUCAGAGAAGAAGAUGUAAAGGUGUAGGGUGACUGAGAGGUGUUAGAACUAGAGAGCAUGUGCUUCUGAGUGAACAUCCUUCACAUCACACCUCAGAGUUAGAGGAGCAAAGGUGUCGGUAACUCUCACUUCAAGAUAUUUCACACAUAAUGAUGGGGAAACCAUAAUUUGUUAAUUACUAUCAAGAAAUACAUUAUAUAUUCAAAAGUAUGUGGACACCCAUUCAAAUGAGUGGAUUUGGCUAUUUCAGCCACAAUCAUUGCUAACAGGUGUAUAAAAUUGAGCACACAGCCAUUCAGU